Messenger RNA from Besnoitia besnoiti, 771 nucleotides. RefSeq lists its product as uncharacterized. NCBI's taxonomy places the organism in Eukaryota, Apicomplexa, Conoidasida, Eucoccidiorida, Sarcocystidae. The record is from RefSeq and is a predicted model, not a curated record. The coding region runs from base 1 to 771 and encodes 256 amino acids. The transcript has a single exon.
AUGCUGCGAAGGCCGCCGCCACAUCCGGGGGCCCUCCGGCCUCCGCCUUGCCCCGCCCCCGCGGGCCCGGUCGCCGGGGGCUUCGCUCCUCCGGGCCCCCCCCCUCCGUUCCCGUUUCCGCGUAAGCCACCUCCGGGACCCUGUCCCCCUGGGGACCCCUGGGGUCCGCCAGGCCCCGUGCCGCAGUUUCCACCGCCGGGGCGCCUGUGGCGCCGGCGCCGCUGUGCCUGUCGCCCCCGCGGCCGGUGCCGUUCGUCCCCACGCAACCUCCUCCAGGAGGCAUCCCGCAGAGAGCUCCUCUCUGCCCCGCUGGAGUUCCGCCACCAAACGUGGCGAGAGCCCCUCCUCUAUAUCCGGGCCCGCCGCCCGCUGCGCCUCCGUCGGGCGCCCCCCCUCCACUUGCAGCGCCUGUCCCCUAUCCGCUCGAAGGCCCUCCGCCGUUUCCUGCACUUGCCGCGGGGGGGCACCCGCGGUCUCCUGGAGCGCCCGGAGGUUUGCGGCCGCAUGCAGCGCCUAGCUCUCCCGCGCGAAGUGGCGCGCCGCCUGCGGGGCCUCCACACGGCAGACAGGAAGGCCCCUUUCCGCCGCAGCGGGCACCAAGCUCGACGCGUCGACCGCCUUUCCCCAGCCCUCAAUCACACGUGGAUUCAAGGGGACUACCUCAGGGCCUGGAAGUUUUCCGCGAGGAGGGCUACCCAGCACCGGGCCCUCGUCUCACCCCAGGACCUCGGGACGGUCUCAAGCCGCACCCAGGGCCGACUGGGGACAUGA